Messenger RNA from Callithrix jacchus (white-tufted-ear marmoset), 701 nucleotides. RefSeq names its product galactoside-binding soluble lectin 13 (gene LGALS19). Gene Ontology annotation, molecular function: carbohydrate binding. The record is from RefSeq and is a predicted model, not a curated record. NCBI's taxonomy places the organism in Eukaryota, Metazoa, Chordata, Mammalia, Primates, Cebidae.
AUGUCCCUGAUCCACAGGCUUCAUUUGUGCGAGUACUGGGGCUGUGCUCUCAGCAAUGUGGCCUUCUGGGAAGGACGUCCAUUACCCUUGCUGGUUGUGAUGCAUGUGCCAUACAAACUGCCUGUAUCCUUGUCUAUUGGUUCCUGCGUGAUAAUCAAAGGAACACCGAUCCUCUCUUUUCUCAAUGACCCACAGCUGCAGGUGGAUUUCCACACUGGAAUGGAUGAGGAUUCAGAAAUUGCCUUCCAUUUCCGAGUGCACUUUGGCCAUCGUAUGGUCAUGAACAGUCGUGAGUUUGGGAUAUGGAAGUUGGAAGAGAAAUCAUACUUCGUGCCCUUUGAGGAUGGAGAACCAUUUGAGCUGCGCAUCUAUGUGCGUCACAGUGAGUACGAGGUAAAGGUAAAUGGCCAACGCAUUUACAGCUUUGUCCAUCGACUCCCGCCAUCAUUUGUGAAGAUGAUGCAAGUGUGCAGAGAUAUCUUCCUCACCUCAGUGUGUGUCUGCAAUUGAGAGAGAUGAUCACAUGCCUCACUGUUGAGGAAUCCCUUUUUCUACCUGACCAUGGGAUUCCUAGAGCCUUCUAACAGAAUAAUCCCUCUUUAUCCCUUCCCCCACAGUUGGUUAUUAAAAAAGCACCAAACCUCAUAUGCUUUGGUUCUUGCUUUAAGAGGGGGAAAGAGAAAGUGGUCAUCCUCAAGAGG